Triticum urartu is the source of this 2598-nucleotide messenger RNA. RefSeq names its product DDT domain-containing protein. NCBI's taxonomy places the organism in Eukaryota, Viridiplantae, Streptophyta, Magnoliopsida, Poales, Poaceae. The record is from RefSeq and is a predicted model, not a curated record.
AAAACCUAGAAAUUUCGCCGAGAGAGUGGAAGCCCCGGUGGCGCUCGUCCGUUCCCCCCUUCCUCAUUCGGCUUCUCAGCUCGAAAACGCGAGCGCCAAAAAUCCCCCGCGCCGCCAAAGCGGCGGUUGGGGUUCCGGCCUCCGCUUCCCCCGCCGCCCCGCCCCACGGUAGCCCCGCCGUCGCGCGCAGAUCCCCGAGGACCCCCAGCCUCGCCGCCCGCCGUGUCGUAUCGGCGGACUCCCUGGUGUGGAACGAAUUGUUCGUUUUGUAGAGGUUGUAUUACAAGGACCAAAUGCCUCUCUUCAAGAGGACACCUUUCUUCUUACUGGACCCACCAAAGGACUUGGAUCCCAAGGAGAAGGUGUUCCAAGUUCGAUUUACUAAGGAGAUAUUUCGAGAUUACCAGGAGUACCUGAAUAGGUUGAACCUUUACCGUAAAAGGGUUUGGACAUGUAAGGUGUCUGGAAAAUCUAAUUUAACCUAUGAGGAAGCUUUGGUCUCAGAGCAGCGGGCUGCAGAGAAGGCUCAACAGUUGCCAAGAGAGCUUAUGUCUCCUGUUCUCCAGAUGAUCCAAUACAGUACACUUAACUUAACUGACCUUGUCAACAAGAUAUAUGGCAGUCUGCAAGAGAAUCUGUUUGAAGGAUUAGAAUUACAUGCUAAAAGAGAUGGUUCGGAGGCUGCUUGCAAGAUUCUGAAGGUUAUAGGUUCAGGUAAAACCACAAGCUAUGAGGUGGGCUGGAUUGGUCAAGACAAUGCAAUUACCAGCACUUCAGUUCUCAGAGCCGACGAUCUAAUUCGCAAGAAAGCACCUUGUGGUCGUAAUAUGCUCAAGAUUUUUGUCAGGGAAUCAACAUCACAAAACUCUCCAUGGAUCGUACAUAUGAAUCUUGCAAAGAAAUAUGGCAUACCCACUGAGCCUCCAAAAGACAUGAUUAAUGGUGAAGGAUUGUCCAAAGCAAGGAAAAGACUAGCGAAUGGGACUGCAGAAGAUGCCAGCAAAAGGUCAAAGAAAGAUGAGGAGCAAGUAGUACCAGUUAAAUACCCAAUCGAUGAUCUUUUAGUAAAGCCGGUGGCAGAUGACCCUCUUUUGUCAAAGAGAUGCCCAGCAUCCACAGAUUUCAAAGUCCCUAUAAGUUCUGUGGGAGAUCUCCUGAUGGUCUGGGAUUUCUGCAUGUCUUUUGGGAGGCUUUUAUGCUUGUCGCCGUUUUCCUUGUCAGAUCUGGAGAAUGCAAUUUGCCACAAAGAAACCAAUCUUGUUCUUCUUGUGGAAAUACACACUGCACUUCUCAAUUUGCUUAUUAAUGAUGAAGGCGAAUAUUUUGAGUUUAUCCAGAACAAGAACAGAAAAUCAAAGGUAUCUCUAGUCACCUGGAAGGAGUAUCUAUGUGAUUUCAUGGAAAUGACAAGUAUCUCCAGUAACAUAUCAACAGUACGGAGGGGUCACUAUGGUCUUGUUCCCACUAGCCUGAAACUUGAAAUCCUACGGGAAUUGGUAGAUGAAGCCAUUGCAACUAUUGCUGUAAAAGAGAAAUUAGACGAACGCAUUGAUCAGCAACAUGCACUUGCAGCAGAAAAAAGAGAGAUUGCUAGAAAGAGUAAGGAAGAGCAGAAGCUGAUCAUGGAAGUGGCAACAGAAAAGGAAAUGAAUCAGGCAAAUGCUGUACAGGAUGGCAACGAGAAUGUUAAUAGCCAGCUUGUGGCAAAAGAAGGGAACGAGAGGAAAAACGCUCCCACCAGCAAAAUGGGAGAUGCGAAAUUGCAUCUGGACGGCAACGGGAAUGUUAAUAGCCAGCUUGUGGCAAAAGAAGGGAAGGAGAGGAAAAACGCUCCCGCCAGCAAAAUGGGAGAUGUGAAAUUGCAUCUGGGGAGGCAUCUGGAGAAAGAACUACUGGACCAAUCAGUACGAACUAGUCCUCUUGGAAAAGACAGAUACUAUAACAGGUAUUGGUUUUUUAGGCGUGAAGGAAGACUUUUUGUUGAAAGUGCAGAUUCCAAAGAGUGGGGGUACUAUAGCACCAAGGAAGAGCUUGAUGCGCUCAUUGGGUCUUUAAACAUUAAAGGCAUAAGGGAGAGAGCACUCAAACAACAGCUUGACAAGUUCUACAACAAGAUAAGUAAUGCUGUGGAGAAGAGAUUGAAGGAGGUGACACAUCAGUUGUUAGUUGAAGAGGCUGUGUUGCGGCGUUCAUCUCGUGUACAUGCUCAUCCAAAGGACAGCCCUUCUACGUCAUUCCUCGAGUAUGUCAACACAUGGAAGCCUGUUCAAAAGAGAAACAGAUCGAAAGAUGACCGAGCUACUUAGUUGAUAGAUGGAUAGGCUACUUUUUGUAUGGCCUAUUUGUUGUCUCAACUCUGAACCGUAGUAGGGGUUCAUUUCUUGCGCCAAAUUUUCGGAAACUAAGGCAGUCGAACUGGAGCUGCAUGUAAUUUGACCCCUGGUAGAGUCGAUGUUUUCUUUGUUUCUGUAGUUGGUACUGAAGUGGCGAUGCUGAAAACAAAUCGUUAGCUAGGAAUCUGUUCUAUGUCGUGGAUUUGACAGCUUCCACGCCCUUUCACAAGUGCAAUUAUUAUCUAGGAGUAUGUCUUCAGUUUUC